AUGGCGCCCGCAGCACCCUUCUGCCCACCGCCCGCCGACCUCCCCGGCAAGCCCUCCGUCCCCGAAUGGGUCCCCCCGCCCGUCACCAGGCAAAAGGAGGACUUUGCCGAGCUCACCUCCAUCGACCUCUCGGACCUCGACUCGGACGACCCGGCCGUCGUGGACGCGCUGGUGCGGGAUGUCAAGCGCGCAAUCCGCGAGGACGGGUUCUUGUUUCUUGAGAACUAUGGCGUCUCCCUCGAGCAGCUCCAUCGCCAGUUUGCCCUCGCGCAGUAUCUGUACAACAACAUCAGCGAGGAGGACAAGCAGGCCCUCCUCUUUCACCCCGAGACGGGCGUGUGGUCCGGGUACAAGCACCCGUACGGGUUCAAGCGCGAGCGCGGCACCCCCGACGGCAUCGAGCAGUUCAACUGGUACAAGCCCGACUGGGAAGACCCCCUCCACCGCGUGCCCACCUGCCUACACCCCUUCAUGGACGAGAUCGAGUCCUUCUGCACCUACCUCACCCAGUCCGUCAACCGGCGCCUCCUCAGCCUCCUCUCGCGCGUCCUCGAGCUCCCCUCCGACGCGUACCUCUGGCAGCGCGUGCAGUCGCACGGCGGCCCCACGGGCGAGGGCUACUUCCGGCACGCCCUCUUCCGCCCCGUGCAGCGCCAGACGGUCGAGGCCUCGCGCGGCCUGCGCAUGCACGGCCACACCGACUUUGGCCUCACGACGCUGCUCUUCUCGGUGCCCGUCUCGUGUCUGCAGAUCUGGGGCCGCGACGAGAGGUGGUAUUACGUGCCGUAUAAGCCCGGCGCGCUGGUCGUGAAUAUCGGGGACACGCUGGAGAUUGUGUCGGGCGGGCACUUCAAGGCUACGCGGCAUCGCGUCUUUCAGCCUCCUGCUGAUCAGCUCAACGAGGAGCGCCUCUCGCUCGUCUUGUUCAACAGCUCCAUUGGCGACUUGCGCAUGGCUCCUGCGGAGGAGUCGGCCCUCAUCCAGCGAGAGGGCUGUGUCGACGAGCAGGGCGUCUACCGCGAGUUCAAGAACCGCACCGCCAAGGGCAGUCUCGUGCCCACGAACCGCGAAUGGCGCGAGAUACAAAUCGCCACUGUCACGGACCCUACAGACACGGUCCGCAACCGCAUCGGUGCCGACCAGGUCCUCAUCGACGGCAAGCUCAUGCAUCAGCGGGAAUACAUGGGCGUCAAGGUCGUCCUCCCCGUGUAG
Purpureocillium lilacinum is the source of this 1212-nucleotide messenger RNA. RefSeq lists its product as uncharacterized. The record is from RefSeq and is a predicted model, not a curated record. Lineage: Eukaryota; Fungi; Ascomycota; Sordariomycetes; Hypocreales; Ophiocordycipitaceae. Gene Ontology annotation, molecular function: 2-oxoglutarate-dependent dioxygenase activity.